Trichophyton benhamiae CBS 112371 is the source of this 1062-nucleotide messenger RNA. RefSeq lists its product as uncharacterized. Gene Ontology annotation, molecular function: protein kinase regulator activity. The record is from RefSeq and is a predicted model, not a curated record. NCBI's taxonomy places the organism in Eukaryota, Fungi, Ascomycota, Eurotiomycetes, Onygenales, Arthrodermataceae. Gene Ontology annotation, cellular component: protein kinase CK2 complex; cytoplasm. The coding region runs from base 1 to 1062 and encodes 353 amino acids. The transcript is spliced from 2 exons.
AUGGGCCAUGAAUAUUUUGCAGAGGUCUCCGAAGAAUUCAUCGAAGACGACUUCAACCUGACCGGACUGGGAGCUCUAGUACCACGAUAUAAGGAGGCUUUAGAGCUUAUUUUGGAUGUGGAGCCUGAUUCGGACGAGGACGAUGAAGAGGACGAAGACGAAUAUGAGGAGGACGAGGAUAUCGUCCUGGGAGAUGAACGGUCUCCAGACUACAAGAAGUCUGAGAGGAGACACAAUCGUGUUGCAAGCGACUUGAGCGUUAUCGAAAGCUCCGGGGAACUGCUAUACGGGCUGAUCCAUCAACGCUACAUAACGUCUCGGCAGGGGAUGCAGCAGAUGUUCGAAAAAUACCAGCUGCAGCAUUUUGGAUCCUGUCCACGAGUCCUGUGCGGCGGGUGCAAGGUUCUACCAGUUGGCCGUUCAGAUAUUCCUGGCAGAGACACAGUGAAGCUAUACUGCCCCAGCUGUCAGGAUAUCUACACUCCUCCCAACAGCAGGUUCCAGUCCGUUGACGGAGCCUUUUUUGGCACAACUUUCGGGUGUUUAUUUUUCAUGACCUUUCCAGAGCUUGAUGUUGCAGCCAAGGCGGAGUCUGGUGCCAGUGCUUUGGCUGGAGGAGCCAAUGCAAGACGUACAUCUCUCAACAGCCCAUCAGGGUCCACCAUUUCACAGCCUCCAAACCAACCGAUCCAACUCAAUGGUUUUAAUGUAUCCAACAUCGCCCCAGGCCUAGGUGCUGGCAAAAUAUACGAGCCCCGGAUAUACGGGUUUAAAGUGUCAGAGCGUGCCAAAUCUGGACCAAGGAUGAAGUGGCUGAGGAUGAAACCAGAAGAUAUCAACGAACUGGACGAAACGACAAUAUACCAUUCUGGGCACACAGGAAAUGGUCAGGGCUGUGACGAAGAUGAAGAAGACCAAGCAGAUAGAGACGCAACCCUGAACGUCAUCAACCAACGCAGAAAUAUCCCCUGGCCUACUCUUGGCGAAUCAUCACCGUUUGAACCCGUUCCCUUUGUGGAGACUGGCAGUUGCUUAUUUUUCAUCACUUCCAAUUUUAUUUGA